This is a messenger RNA of Parasteatoda tepidariorum (common house spider), 4896 nucleotides long. Its product is annotated as calcineurin subunit B type 2. Lineage: Eukaryota; Metazoa; Arthropoda; Arachnida; Araneae; Theridiidae. The record is from RefSeq and is a predicted model, not a curated record. Gene Ontology annotation, molecular function: calcium ion binding.
AAUCUGUUUCAUCAGUGUCGUAGUAAACAUCACUCUAUGAUGUAAAAUUUAUUAUCUUUAUUUAGCUGCAGUAGAGCAAAUAUAUCGUCAAGGCAAAAUAGUAGUAUUUCCUCGAAUAUUAAUUAGAAAUUAGUUUGGUCGUGAACUUUUAGAAGCAUGGGAAAUGAAACAUCACUUCCGAUGGAAAUGUGUUCCACGUUUGAUCCUGAUGAGAUAAAAAGAUUAGGUAAACGAUUUCGCAAACUGGAUUUGGACAAUUCUGGAUCUCUCAGUGUUGAUGAAUUUAUGUCUCUUCCUGAGUUACAACAAAAUCCUUUGGUACAACGUGUAAUAGAUAUUUUCGAUACUGAUGGUAAUGGAGAAGUUGAUUUUAAAGAAUUUAUUCAAGGCGUAUCCCAGUUUAGUGUCAAAGGUGACAAAGAAUCAAAACUUAGAUUUGCCUUUCGAAUUUAUGAUAUGGAUAACGAUGGCUACAUAUCAAACAGUGAAUUAUUCCAAGUGCUUAAGAUGAUGGUGGGCAGCAAUUUGAAAGAUGUUCAAUUGCAACAAAUAGUUGAUAAAACAAUAUUAUUUGCAGAUAAAGAUGAGGAUGGAAAAAUUUCAUUUCCUGAGUUUUGUGCUAUGGUUGGCAAUACUGAUAUUCACAAGAAAAUGGUUGUAGAUGUUUAAAUGCCAGUUUGAAUAUGCCUCCUUCAUCAACACCAUUUUACAUCUUUCUCAUUUGUAGAUAGUGUAUGUACAGUUUGUUUGAUUAAUGCCUGUUUGUGUGUGUAUUCUGCAAUGAAUUAGUUGUUACUAAUUUUUAUAGAUUUAUUUUCCGUUAGAUAUUAUUUUAAGAGUUAUUCUGAAUUAAAUAUAGGCAAGGAAUUAUUUAGUUUAUUUUAUAAUUUUACACUUAUUUAAUUGGCUACUCUACUGUAAGCAUGUCAGCGAUAUAUGAAGUAUCUUCAAGGUCCUUUUAAGCAUGGAAAAGUUCCAUUAAGGUAUGCAUGAUAGGUUUGCUUCUUAGGAAACAGUGAUGUGUGUAAAGCGCGGUUCGCGGUGUAAGUAUAACUUACUUUGCGCGUCUGUGCACAUUUUAGCUACUAGACCUAACAGAGGAUUACCCAUAUUAAAUCGUAAUUCCUUUUAUGUUUAUCUAAAUUAGAAUUCAGUUUGAAAUUAAAAUCUAUGUUAGAUUUUGAUUUCUAAUUUGGCUUUUAACAUUUUUUAAAACAUAUUCUCCAUUUCACAUUAGUUAAAUCUAAGGAGGAAACUGGUGAAUUUUGUAAAUUAUUUAGUAAUGUUUCAGAAAAAUAUCAAAUGUUUAACUGAUUUUUGACAUGGCACUAAAUAGAAUUCUAUUUGAAAUUAAAAUUAAAUUCUAUAUUGUAUUUUGAUUUCUAAUAUGGCUUUUAAAAAUUGUCAGAUUAUUAAACUGUCCUCAAUUAUUUUGAAGAUAAGUACUAAUUUUGUGCUGUUAAUUCAAAACCUAUCAUGCAACUGUUAUAUUAAAUAAUAUAAAACGGUUUAUGGUACUGUUAAUGGAUACCCAAGAUCAUUUUUUAAAACAGAUAUUCUCCAUUUCACAUUAGUUAAAUCUAAGGAGGAACAUGGUGAAUUUUGCGAAUUAUUUAGUAAUGUUUCAGAAAAAUAUCAAAUGUUUAAAUGUUUAUGACAUCGCACUGAAUAACUGAAAUGAAACAAGCAUUAUAUUCACAUAAUGCUGAUGCAUUGUAAUAACUUUUAAUAUUGCUAUAAUUAUUUAACUGAAUGUUUGAUACUAUUUAUAAAUCUUCAUUGGUUUUAAUUAUUUAUUUUUUUGUUAAUUGUUCUUCUCCAAUCCUAUCUGAUUGAUUACAUAAAUGGGAAAUUAUUAUAUAUCAGGUGAAAAUUAAAUUUGGAAAAAACAAUAUUUUAUAGAAUUAUUUAAAUUAGUGCAUCAUAUUUGAAAAAUUUUCCUAAAUUGUACACUUAUUUCAAAAUCAUUAUAAUUACAAAAUUUUUAUAAAAAAUAAAAAUCAAAAAUUUAUGUAAUAAAAUUUAAAGUAUUUGUUUAGAAUAUUAAGAUUUCAUGUUAGAUGAAUUUGUUUAAUUUUUUUAAAACUAAAAUGUUAUAUAAUAAUGUUUGAGACUUUUAUAAAGUAUUAUAUAAAUGUUUAUUUAAAUUUAGAAAAAAAAUUUAAUAAGUUUAAUCAUGUUUUUUUUUCUUUCCUAAACUGACAUAAAGUCUUAGAUAAAAAUUUUCACAAACUUUUCUGCUGCAUGUACAAUUAACAGCUCCUAUUUUCCAGCUUUUAGAAAUAGAUUAGAAACAUUUAGAUGGUUUGUGUGUAAUAAGAUGUUUCUUUCACUUGUAUAAAAUUACAUGAAAUUAUAAUAGCUAAACUUAUAAAAUAUAUACAGUGCGUCAAAAAAUAAACGGACCACUCUGAAUACAUUUUGAUCUAAUUAUCAGAUCUUCAUGUUCUAGGACUCAAUCUUAAUCCAUCAAGGGGAUGACCUCAAAUAUGCUAAUUACUUAGUGCAAACGAUAUUUUAAAUUAGAAAAUAGAAACAAAAAUUUUACGUAUAUUUAAAAUUUGAUUUCUUAGAAACUAUUCAACCAAUUUUGCAGAUGACAUUUUGCCAUCUGAAAUUAUGUACUUAAAAUGAGGCAAAAAAUUGUAUACCUUACAAUUCAUAAUUUUUCUACUAUUAUUAAGUAAAAUAAUAAAUCUUUACUAAAAUGUAUAUUUUCUAUAGAAUUAUCUUUGAAUAAACAAAUUUCAUAAUUACGUGAUUUUUUUUUUUUUAAAUUCUGUUUAAAAAUUCUGAAAAUAUGUUGAAAUACGCAAAAAGCAUUAUGGGGAUCAUAUAUCUAGGGUUAAAAAUCUAAAUCAAUUCAAAAAGGUCUGUUUAUUCAAAAAAAAAAGUAUGUUUUUAGGUCUGAUUUUAUAACUUAAAAUAUCAUCUGCACUAAACUGACUAAAUAGCAUUGUAGAGGUCACCCCCUCAAACCAUUAAGAUGAAUGUGAAGAUCAGACCAUUUGAUCAAAAGUUACUCAGGGUGCGUCUGUUUUUCUUUGGCGCACUGUACAUUUAUUUUAUUUUUUCCCCUUUUUAUUAUAGAAAAGUUUAAAUGUGACCAUAUUUAUUCAUGUUGUGUUUAUAUUUUCAACCCAAUCUUAAUUAAAAUAACAAUUUUUUUGUUUCGCCAGGGCCAUGCCUAAGAUUUAAGCAUCCUCUAGGCAAAUAUUUGCUUGCAUGUUUUAAAUUUCUCAAUUCGAAUCACUCUAAAUUUUUAAAAGAUAAAGUGAAUACAGAUUAUAAUAACAAAUUAAAAAUAUUGCAAAGUAUUUAAAUUAAAAAAUUUAAUAUACUUGCGUGAAUUCAAGAAUUAAAUUGGGCGACUGAUCAAGGGCCCAAAAUCUGAGUGCUCUGAUCAUUUACCCAAUAAACUAUCCUUUAAGCAUGGCCCGGUUUGUAUCUCUUUAUGUUGCUUAUUCAUCUUGCUAUGGUUUUUCCAUGGAGAGUUUUAUGUUUAAUGAAGUUUCAGAGAUUUCUCUUGUAAUUUAUUUACAUGAAUAUACAUAAGCAAAUAUAAAUAAAUAUAUAUAUAAGAGAAAGGUUUUUUAGGGUUAUAGUUUUUGCUCUAAACUUAACCAUGCUGCCUGUAGGAAAAGUAUUACAUUAAUAGAAUCUGCGAGAAAAAAAAAAUGUUGCCUUGAAAGCUAGACUCAAUACCUUACGUAGUUAAUGUUUGAAAGUUGUAAGAUGUUAAAAUAAUAGUUGUGUGGCACUAUGUUGCAUGUGUUGGUGAUCAAUAUAGUUAAUGACUAUCAUUUUAAAUAUUGUUCAAGUCAUUCUUUAUAUAAAUUUACACCAAAUUAACUUGUUUAUUUUAAAUUUUUUAUUUAUUUAGAUUUUGAAUAUAAUGUUGAAAAUAUGAAUUAUGCAAAAAAAAAAAAUUGCUUUGAAUUUUUGAAAGAAAUUGCUAACAUUACAUCUUUUAUAAAGAAAAAUCAUCUGUUCAAAAUUAACUCUCGAGUAAUCAGGAUAGUUGAACACUGCCUCAUUGUGGAUAUCCAAAAUUAUCAAAUUUAUGCCAAAUUAUACAAAUUGAAGAAAUGUAAAAUUAUUAUACCAUAGAAUAUUAAUUUAAAUGGUUUAAUUCAAUUCCUAUUCUAUUGGACUGGUCCAAUGGAAUAGAAAGGGUUGAAAAGAAUACUUCCUAUUGAUACUAAUCUAAGUUAAAGAAGAAUCUACAGUAAUUAUAGGAACAAAUAUUUUUAGAAAUGGCUUAUAUGCUACCAAUGUUUUGAAAUACUAUAAUUUUCUGCUGAUAAAGAUAAUUUUCAAAAAUGUGGAAUAAAGUAAACUGUAACUAAUUGAUCAUCAAUUUAACUAAUAGCACCAAAGAUUUCAUAGUGCAUAUGGAUUCUUAUUCUUUACAUUACAGUGUACCACUUACAAUUUUUAUGUUAGCUAGUUUUUUGUGUAAUUAUUAUAUAAUCAUUCAUUCAUAUAAAUUAUAUCUUUCUGAAUAAGAAAUUAUUAAUGUCUCAAUUAACGAUCAGUGAUAAAUGAUCAUAUUAGCAAUGCUUAACGUAAAUACUAUGCAUCUUAUUUUGUCAUCAGUUUUUAUCUUUUUUGUUAAAAAUUAAUAGAUUUAUUCCAUAUAUUUAAGUAGAAUUGUACAUGGAUGCCACUUUCAUUGUUGUUUGUUCAUUACAUUCGUUUUAUUUUGUAUAUAAAACUGUUUAAUUGAUUAAAGUGAGCAUUUGAUCUCUAAUAAAGAUAAAUUAUUAUUAUAUAAAUUCUUAAUUUGUUGGUUUAAUACAGUAUGAUUUUUUAAGAUCAGUUUUGAUGUAAUAAAAUGUGUGUUAAAACUUUAAUAUAUUUUAAAUAAAUUUGUUGGUUUGUUUUGUUGGAAAA